AUGGCCCCUUCCCCCAUAGUUGCUGCCCUCCCACAGAGGCCGACCUGCAGCACAGUGACCCGCCAGAUGGCCCCUGGGACUGUGGCCCAGGUCCUGCAGCCCCCUCUUCUAGAAGCUUCUGUACCCCUUGUCAGACCAUAUCCUGGAAAACCUCUUGGUAAUCACAGGUCAAACGUGGCCGGUGAGCCUGGCCAUUCACUUGGGUUUUUUAAGCAGUAUUUAACUCUUAAGGACCAGAAGGAGUCCACAGGCCAACUGCACAAUAAAUGGCCUAGGAUUCCCUCUGAUCCCUCCUCUGAAUUGCGUGGAUGUGAACGACUGUCCCAAAAUCCUCACAGGAUGGAAAUAGGAUGA
This is a messenger RNA of Rangifer tarandus platyrhynchus (Svalbard reindeer), 354 nucleotides long. The record is from the annotation of a GenBank genome assembly. Lineage: Eukaryota; Metazoa; Chordata; Mammalia; Artiodactyla; Cervidae.